Thyridium curvatum is the source of this 1191-nucleotide messenger RNA. RefSeq lists its product as uncharacterized. Lineage: Eukaryota; Fungi; Ascomycota; Sordariomycetes; Thyridiales; Thyridiaceae. The record is from RefSeq and is a predicted model, not a curated record. The coding region runs from base 1 to 1191 and encodes 396 amino acids. Gene Ontology annotation, molecular function: protein-macromolecule adaptor activity. The transcript is spliced from 3 exons. Gene Ontology annotation, biological process: vesicle-mediated transport.
AUGGAGGUGCAGAAUCCCCGCCGGAUACUGGCCGUCUCACUAGAUGAGUCCGCAGACCAUCUCAGCAAAUUCAUCAAGGACCUCACCGGCACACUGCCCGAACCGUCGUCUGCGGCCCCGGUGCAAGAGACAGAAGAUUCGUCGUCAUCAUCAUCAUCACAACCACCACCACCGUCAACGGAUCCCGCUGCCGCCGAGGCGCCCGCGGACUCGGCGGCGGCGGCGGCGGCGGCGGCGGAACCCUCCCUGGCGGGGACCACGCACCACCUGCCGCUCAAGACGCCCUACUACACGGCCCGGGUGCCCGUGUGGCUGGACCUCGUCCCCGCGUCCUCGCCGGCGGACUGGGCGUCGGCCUUCCUGGCGCCCGAGGCGGCCGAGGUGCGGGCCGCGCUCGGCGGGCUCGUCGUGGUCGUGCACCUGGCGGCGGCGGAGGCGGCGGCGCGGUCGAGAGAGCUGCUGACGCACGCGGCGCGCCUGGUCGAGAAGGGGCUCGGGGGCUGGGGCUGGGACGGCGUAGGGCUGGCGGUCGUGGUCCUUGGUGGUGGUGGUGUGCAGGACGAGGUUGUGCUCGAGGAGUGGGAGGACUUGUGCGCCCGGGGUGGGCUGGAGAUGGUGCGGGUUGGGGGCAUGGACGAUGGGGCGAGGAAUGAGUUUGGAGAGAAGAGGUUGCUGAUGCAGGAGUGUGGCUAUUCAGAGAAGACGGGCAUACCGCGGGUGCUGGAGGCGCUGGAGGCGAACGACUGGUCUGCGGCGCCGAGUUUCUUCGGGGCAGGAGGGGAGUUUGAUGACGAUGACGACGAGGAGGAAGCGGACUUUGGCGAGUUUACGGGGUCGCUGGAGGACGACGACCUGGAAGACAUGAACUUUGGGAUCGGCAAGGACGACCUCGCCGAGCUGCGGAAGGCGAUCUGGAACGCGGAGCAGCAAGAAUCACACGCGAGCAAGCCAGCGGGGGCAGCUGCAGAGUCUACAGAAGAGGGCCAGGCAAAGGAGAAGGAGACGAAAGAGGCUGGUGGUGGCACGGGGCCUGACGAGGAAGGCGAGCAAGUUGGCGACGAUGACCUGCAGAAGCUGGAGGGCAUGAUGCGUAAGCUGCAGGCAGUGCGGGACAUGAGCGCGGGUCUGCCGGAGGAUCAGAGGAGGAGGAUGGCGGCGCGAGCCGUCGGGGAGGUGAUGCGAGACCUCUGA